Molecule: messenger RNA, 2902 nt
Organism: Gymnodraco acuticeps
Lineage: Eukaryota; Metazoa; Chordata; Actinopteri; Perciformes; Bathydraconidae
Product: suppressor of SWI4 1 homolog
Exons: 13
Coding region: 216-2771 (851 amino acids)
Biological process (GO): ribosomal large subunit assembly; rRNA processing; G protein-coupled receptor signaling pathway
Cellular component (GO): preribosome, large subunit precursor; membrane
Molecular function (GO): G protein-coupled receptor activity; rRNA binding
Source: RefSeq, a predicted model, not a curated record
AAUCACCCCGGACACAUUAGUACGUGACACACACCAGCAGAACCACCAUGUGGAAGGCGUCGCGCUGUCUUCGCAGUUGAAGCCUCGAUGGUUUAAAUUGUUGUUGAUUGCAUUGUACGGUCAUAAUGAACGUACUUGUUUCGAUAUAAUUAAUAUAGUGUUGCAACUAUCUAUGUUAUUAUUGUUAACUCAAUAUAACUACAUCUCGUUGAAAAAUGGGGAAAUCAAAGACCAAGAACCAAAAGAAGUCCAGAGCCACAGCUAACCAUGUGGCCGAGGAGAUCUACGGAGCUAUCCCCCACUCCUUCGUGUUUAACCGGGGACAGAUCGGGAAAAACGUGGGUCAGCUCAUCGAGGAUAUGCGGAGAGUCAUGGAGCCCUACACUGCGGAGUCACUGAAGGUUAGGAAAAAGAAUGUGCUGAAAGACUUUGUGGCUAUUGCAGGACCUCUGGGAGUAACACACUUCAUGAUAUUCAGCAAAACUCCCACCUGUGUAAACCUGAGACUGGCACGACUUCCGAAAGGUCCGAUGCUUAAUUUCAAAGUAGUCAAGUACUCCCUUGUCAAAGAUGUGGUUUCAUCUCUGAAGAAGCACAGGAUGCACGAUCAGCAGUUCACACAUCAUCCUCUAUUAAUCCUCAACAACUUUGGAUCUGAUGGCAUGCACGUUAAACUCAUGGCCACCAUGUUCCAGAACAUGUUUCCUUCCAUUAAUGUGCACAAGGUAAGCCUCAACAAUAUCAAGAGGUGUGUGCUGCUGAAUUACAACCCAGAGACCCAGGAAAUAGAAUUCCGUCACUACAGCCUGAAGGUUGUCCCUGUGGGAAUGAGCCGUGGAGUCAAAAAGCUGAUGCAGGAGAGGUUCCCCAACAUGGCAAAGUUUGAGGAUAUCAGUGAGCUGAUGAUGAAGGGGGCAAACCUUUCAGAAAGUGAGGCAGAGCAAGACGGGGAGCACAAUAUAACUGAACUACCACAGGUCUACUCUGGCCGAGGCAACAUGGCCUCCCAGCAGAGCGCAGUCCGUCUGACCGAGAUUGGUCCUCGCAUGAGCCUGCAGCUGAUGAAGAUACAAGAAGGCAUGGGAGAUGGGAAUGUCCUUUAUCACACCAUGAUCUCAAAGACGGAAGAGGAGAUACAGGAGAUCCUGAAACGAAAGGAGGCCCAGCUUAAACAGAAGCAGGCCCGCAGGAAAAAGCAGGAGCAAGAUGUUGCUCAUAAGAAUGAGAAACGAGAAGACCACAAGAAAAAGAGCCUGGAAGGCAUCAAGAAGAAACGUGCUGAAGAAGAGGCCGAAGAGGACAGUGAGGUAGAGGAUCCUGGGAAUCAAGAUGACCGGCCGGCUGCUGUUGAAUCUGAUGAUGAGGUGGAGUACUACAGACAGGCAGUAGGACAGGAUCCCGAUGAAGACAUGUUCCCAAGUACCAAGAGGAAGCAUAGUUCAGAAAGGACUCAUGGACCUGCAAAGAAGAGGAAAAUGUCCCCCGGUAAAUCGUUUGGAAAAGACAGAGAUUCUAAAUCGCCCAAGAGAAACGGUCCAGGAGGAUAUCGGAGAGAUGGGAACACUGGAAAGGGAUGGAAGAAAUCGGGGGACGGGGAGAAGCCAUAUGGAAGGAAAAUGAGUCCUGGUGGAAAGUCAUUCGGAGCAAAGAGAACUGGCGAUAGGGAAUCAUUUGGUGGGAAGAAGAGAUUUGAAGGGAACAAAUCGUUUGGUGGAAACAAAAAUAAGGACAGAUCUUUCGAUUCUAAAGGUCCAAAAAGCAGUUCGGCCUUUAGGAAGAAAGGUGCAGGAGCAAAGCAAGGCUUCAAACAGAGGAAGGGAAAAGGCUCUGAGAUCAAGAUGGAGAAGAACUCCUUUCACUGUGGGGCGUUUCAAGUGGCUCUGCUGCCCUCGAUGUAUGGGGUGGAGUUCAUCGUGGCCCUGGCAGGAAACAUGUUUGCCCUUUGGCUGCUGGUGGUCAGAGAGAAAAGGAACUGGCACACUGGGGUGGUCCUGUCCUGUAACCUGGCCAUCAGUGAUCUGCUGUAUGUCCUGACCUUGCCUUUGCUGAUAGUCUACUACUCCCUGGGGAAACACUGGGUGUUCGGUGAUGCCUUGUGUAAAAUGGAGAGGUUUCUUUUCUCCUGUAACCUGUAUGUAAGCAUCUUUUUCAUCAUGGCGAUAAGUGUGAACCGAUGUGUGGCCAUCGCUUGUCCCUUCUUCACCCGGUCCUAUGUAGAGCCUGCCCACGCCAAGGUCGUCAGUGUCAUCAUCUGGAUUGUUGUGGGAGUCAUUUCCUGCCCUGAGUUGAAAUUUGCCUCAGUUAACUUCAAUAUGCAGUUUGUGCACAAUAACAACACUCUGUGUGUGUCCGCCUUUCGCAAGGAUGGACGUCCUUACUUCUACUACAAAAUAUUCCUUGCUGUGUUUGGUUGUGUUCUUCCCUAUGCUGUUACUUUCACUUCCUACUGUGUGUUUAUUUCAGUGAUUUGGAAAAAUGUCAGUAUAACCACCCUGGAGAAACGCAAGAUAGGCCUGUUGGUCGGAUCAGUGAUUGUGCUGUAUGCCAUUUCAUUUGUGCCUUACCACAUCCUUCAAAUCUAUCACUUGUAUCUGAAAAUCAAUAAACAAACAAACUGUUGGGUGUACGACAUGUAUCAGGUGUCCAAGGGACUUGCAACUCUGAACAUGUGUAUCCAUCCCAUCCUAUACAUGGCUUUGUUUGACAGUAUAAGAGUAGCAUGUUGUGGGAAGAGCUCAGAGGAAAAACAGCUGGGGGUGAUAAGAAAGUAGAGCUGCUGAUGCUUGAUAAUCCACACAAUGUCAUGCUGUAAAACUAGCUUUUAUGUUGUGCGUUGUUAAUGCUGACAUUUCUUUUUAUAUUAACUUUGAAACAAAAAUAAAUCAUCUGAAAUAAAGAAUGA